AUGAUAAAACAUAUAAAUACUCUCUUGGAAAAUGACAUGGAGAUUCUGGAAGAGUUCUGGACAUUAGAAAUUGCUGGAGGAGAUAGAGAAGAAUGCGACGAGGAAAUGGACUUUGGAGAUGAUGGCGACGAUAAGGAACAGCAGUGCUCGUCGCAACGAUCGCCUCCCUCUCUUUCGAGUUCAUCGCUGGUGUUCCUGUUCCGCUUAUGCCACGGUGGUGGCCAUUUGUGUGCUGCAGGUGCGCGGUUGCCGGCAGAAGCUCCGGACUGGCCGAAAGACUGGCCCAGCGUGCUUCCCUUCCAUGGACGCAUCAUCGGCGGACAGCCAGCCAAUGACGGGGAAUAUCCCAGCCAGGUGUCGCUGCAGGUGGACGGCGGCCAUUACUGCGGUGGAUCUGUCAUCAACGACCAGUGGGUCCUCACGGCCGCCCACUGCGUGGUGGGACUGACGGCGGCUGACAUGCAGGUCCUGGCGGGCAGCAACCAGCUGAGCGCGGGCGGCAGCCGCCACCAGGCGGUGCGCCUGCUGCCGCACCCCGCCUACAACAGCACCGACAACAUGAAGAACGACGUCGCCCUCGUCCAGGUAUCCCCGCUGUUUGAGCUGGAUGGCGUGAAGAUUAGUCCAGUCAACCUCCCGGAGCAAGGGGAAAGCACGCCAGACAACGUAAACGCCACGGUCAUAGGCUGGGGGCUCAUCUAUGGCCCCGAAGACCCGACAGCUUCCGACGUGCUGAUGGAAGUUCAGCUGCAGACGGUGAGCCUGGCGCGUUGCCGCGAGGUCUACAUCGCGCUCUGGGGCAAUGGCACCGUCCACGACUCGCAGAUCUGCGCCGGAGUCCCCGACGGCGGCAAGGGAUCCUGCAACGGCGACUCUGGCGGCCCGCUGUUCGUGGAUGGAGAGGUGGUGGGCCUCGUGUCGUACGCAUACGGCUGUGCCCGUCGAGGCUACCCCACCAUCUACACCAGGGUCUCCUCCUACAUAGACUGGAUCUCCGGCAAUGUCAACUAG
Molecule: messenger RNA, 1011 nt
Organism: Schistocerca serialis cubense
Lineage: Eukaryota; Metazoa; Arthropoda; Insecta; Orthoptera; Acrididae
Product: mite allergen Der p 3-like
Exons: 7
Coding region: 1-1011 (336 amino acids)
Biological process (GO): proteolysis
Molecular function (GO): serine-type endopeptidase activity
Source: RefSeq, a predicted model, not a curated record